AGUAAUCAUUAUAGCUAUGACAAGUUCAAUUUUACACAGAAUCCCAAUCCAACCUCCUAUUGCCAGAGAGGCCAAAGGAAUUUAUAUCACACUAGAAGACGGAAAUGUAUUCAUCGAUGCUUGUGGAGGUGCGCUAGUGACAGCGGUAGGACAUUGUCAUCCAACUGUAAUCCGUGCUAUCGAAGAGCAAAUCGGAAAACUGACAUUCUUAUGGAGUAUGAGCGUAUCAAACUCGCCAGCUGAAGAGCUUGCAAAACUAUUGGUGGAGGACAGUGAUGGUGCAUUUAACGCUGCAACAUUUUACAAUGGUGGAUCAGAAAGUGUAGAAGCAGCAAUGAAAGUCACUAAACAAUACUUCUUCCAAAAGAAUGAGCCACAAAGAGUAAAAUUCAUAGCACGUGAACGGUCUUAUCACGGCGAUACAAUUUCGACGUUAUCACUCACUGGUGGUAACCCUUAUACCGCACCAUUCAAUGAUCUCUACGAUAAAGAGCACUUCCAUAGAGUCUCUGCAGUGUAUCCGUUCCGCAACGCCGCCAAAGCUGGUGGUGAUGCAGCCUAUGUAGCAUCACUGAUUCGGGAAUUGGACGAUAAGUUUCAAGAGCUUGGACCUGAUACAGUUUGUGCAUUCAUUGCGGAGCCAAUUGCUGGUGCCGGAUUGGGUAUAGUAAAGGCUCCCGAUGGCUAUUUUGAAGGAGUGCGUAAAAUUUGCGAUAAAUAUGGCGCACUCUUGAUCUACGACGAAGUUCUGUGUGGACAGGGGAGACUUGGUACAACCCACGCUUGGCAAAGUUUAGGGGGAAAAGAUAGGGCUGUAAGGCCUGAUUUACAGACCAUAGGAAAAUGUCUCGGUGGUGGCUACGCACCUAUAGCUGCUCUGCUUUUUAGUCAGAAAGUUUCUGAUGGCAUUAAAAUCAAUGGCAACUGGCUAAGGCAUGGUCAUACUUACUCAAAUCAUAUUCUUUCGUGUACAGCUGCGCUGGCGGUUCAAAGGUUAAUCAAAUCGGAGAACCUCCUUGAGAAUGUUAAUGCAAUAGGUCCUUAUAUCGAAAAGAAAUUGAAAUUAAGUUUGAAAGAUUCUGAUUUGGCACCUUUUGUUGCUGACAUACGCGGUGGUGGUACUCUCUGGGGUAUAGAAUUUAGUCUUGAGUUCGUAGGCAAAAUAGCUGGCUUCUUUCCUAUUUUUUGUUAUCAAGAAAAUCUCCUGGCUGUCGCUGUGCCUGGAACACCUCCCAAUGACGAUUUAUCAUUUUCGGGCAUCGGAGAUUACACUUCAAUUGCUCCACCCUUUAAUGUCAGCAAAGAAGAGGUUGAUAUGAUCAUCGAAAAAUUUUCACGUGCGCUUCGUAACACACUAAAGAGUCUUCAAUUACUGUAGAUCUAUUGACAUGAUGAUAUUCAUUUUAAACCAUGUAUGUACAGGACAUGAUAUUCUGGAAUUGUUUACUGGAGGUAGCCUUCACUCAUUGCAUUAUGCCAAACUUUAAAUGUGACAUAAGUCACUUACAACUUUUAAUUGCUAGUACCAAAAGACCCCAUAGCUGUAAGGAUUUUUUAGUAGCUGUUUCAUCACAAUUUAACACAAAGCUGUUGUUUUAAAUUUUUAUCCAGUACAAAAAAUUAAGACAAU
Wallemia mellicola CBS 633.66 is the source of this 1630-nucleotide messenger RNA. RefSeq names its product PLP-dependent transferase. NCBI's taxonomy places the organism in Eukaryota, Fungi, Basidiomycota, Wallemiomycetes, Wallemiales, Wallemiaceae. The record is from RefSeq and is a predicted model, not a curated record. The transcript has 4 exons. Gene Ontology annotation, cellular component: cytosol. Gene Ontology annotation, molecular function: pyridoxal phosphate binding; transaminase activity. The coding region runs from base 17 to 1378 and encodes 453 amino acids.